UGUUGAAUAAUCCAGUGUCAACAAAUUGUGACCAUCCAUUCUGCAGGUUUUGUAUUUUAGAGUUUUUAGAAAAGAAGAGGUCUGUGCCUUGUCCACUGUGUAAAGCUCCUAUCACUAAAAGGAGCUUGAAUGAAAGACCACAGUUAAACAGUAUGGUGGAAGGUGUGAGAAGCUUGAUCCAAGCUUUUCAAGAAGACACAGGGGCUAUCUUUUCUCCUCCUAGAGGGCUUCCGUCAAUGAACCUUACUCCAUGUACACCAGAGCCAUUACCAUGCAAAGCAGCAAGGGGCACUAAGAGGAAAAUAAUUGUAGAUUCACCUAAGAGAACAGAGAAUAAACAGAAUUGUAGGCAAAGUAAAAGAAGAAAGUCUCUCAAAAUUCCUGAACAUGAAAAGACAAUUGCAGAAACAAGCAGCAAGAUUUUGGCCAUUGAAGAUCAAUGUGAUUUAUUAAAGUAUCUUGACCAGGGAUCUUGUGGGGCUGAAAGUGGUAAUUCUGAAGAAAAAACACAGAAUCUUGAAACAUCAGCAAAACAGUUAACAUAUGAAUUAAGAAAAAAUAAUGUGAAAAUAGUCAAACAAAAUGUCUUACUUAAAGAUAUUACUGAAUCAAAGAAUGAUGUCACAAAAUGUGGUAGAAUACUUACAGACAAGGAAAAAAUUGUGUCCUCAGAAACAUUGAAUAGAUAUGUAGAUACAAGCAAGACAAAGGAAGUUGAUUUAGUUUAUGAAAAACAGAAAGUACCAAGGGGUUACAGUUUAAGGAGUCCCAAAAGAGUAAAUUAUAAUGUUGAAAGUCAAGGCAAAGACAGUCUUUGUCCAACAAGCAAAAGUAAUCUAUAUAAUUUCAGUGACUCGCCUGUAACACCUGUGCAUUUAUUAAGACAUCAAAGGGACAAUUUACAGGUAAAACAAGGUUCUCAAUUAAAAAUGGAAGAUAAUGGCUUUAAACAUGUUAAAAGUACUAACAAUAGCUUAAAUGACACUCGAAUCAGAACUGAAAGAGUUGAAGCAAGAAAAGGAAAAGAAUUGACAAUUGGAAACAACAGAAUUGAUUCUACUUUAUCAGUUCAAAAGAAUAGUCAGACUGACGCAAGUCAAGAUCAGGCAUCUCCAGAUUUCCAACAUAAGGAAAGACAGCUGUUUACAGAUAAAACAUAUAGAAGGCAGAAAAAUAAUGCCAAUGCAGAUAAAACAUAUAAAAGGGAGAGAAAUAAGGCAAGUGAUAUCCAAAUAUAUUCUAAGGUUAAUUCAUGGUUAACAGAUAAUCCUGUUAGCCAAAAUAGUGGCAAUAGGGAGGUUAAUUUACUACACGGAAUGGUAGAGAACAUUGAUGUUCCAAUUGAAAUUGAGGAGGAUGUAGAUAAACAAAAUCCUGUAUUAGAAGUAUUGAACGAGAAAGAGAAUGAUAAGAAAAAUAGUCUAAAAGGGAAUAAGGAAAAUUUCUCAGAAGAAAAUAGUGCAGAAGUUAAAGGAACCUCUGUCAUCACAUCAGAAGAUGAAAUUAAUAUGAUUGACACAAUUGAAAUAGAUGCUGUAGAUUUUAACAACUUAGGAAUCAGACCUUUAGCUUCACAAAAGAGAAGAAUUUUCAAAUCUAAGCCAACAACCCAAACCACCUCAGUUUGUCAGAAAAAAGGUGUGCUCGUAAUAAAGAAAGUUUCUCCAACAGGGAACACUGCCUCUAAAUCAACACACCAAAACAAUGUUUCUGUUGAGAAAGAGGCUGUCAUUGAUCCAUUUGAAUUCAAAUCCAGCCAGAAAACACCUGUUAUUCCAGAAUCCAAGAAAAUUAAACAUGUCAAGAAACAGAAAAAAGAUAGAAUGAAAGGGAAACUAGAUUUUAUGAGUGGGAAUACUACAAAUAUAAAACAGAAGGAAUCCAUUGAUAUUAGUGAUGACCAGCAUAUACAAACAGAGAAUAUGGCUAAAAUCACAAAAGAAACUAAUUCAACUGACCAAUGCAGCUUAAUGGAAGAUACUGAAAAACACAAUGGAAGGAAACAGAGUGAUAUUUUGCCAGAAAAUACAACACCUGUACAAACUGCACAGGUAGUUAAAAGCCUAAACUCAAAUAAAACGGAUACUAAUAGUGAGUUGAACAUAAUGCCAGGUAGUCUUGACGAUUCUACACAUUUAGGAAAAAGUAAGAAGGGAGCAAGAUUAUCAAAUAAAUUAAAGAAGAAGAAACAGGAAGAAGAGACUAAUAAAAAGAAUAUUAAAAAGUUGAUUGAGACAAUAAAUUCAGCAGAAGAUGAGGAUUUGUUGACAUGCACUCAAGAAGUUUUACAGCAAAUGGAUUGGAGGGAGGAUUCUAACAAAGCAUCAUCAGAAGAUAUAAUUCCAGAUACUGCAAACAUGCAGAUUUCAUUGAAACGGAGGAAAUCCGUUUCAUUUGCAUCAAAUAAUAUAGAAAUCAGUGGAACACCUCGUCAGACAAGAAGGUCCGUGCCUAUGGUGGUGGAUAAGAACAAAGGUAGACUGCUUCCAAAGGAGACCAGGGGAAAAAAUGUUCAGAAUGGCAAGCAGAAUUUGUCUGCAUCAAGUCGGGUUCAAGUAAUAAAGCAGAAGAAACAAGAAAUCAUGGCUGAGAAAACCAAGAAGCCUUUUGUAUGGGAGGAAAAAGAUAACGACUCCGAUGGCAGUACCAGUACUGAGGACCUUGACAUUCAUCCAAGUCAAGAGGAGUUUGAGCUGCCAUAUCAUGAUGUUCAGUCACAGGAAAUAAGUAGAAUUAUAGAAAAUAAAAAAGAUCCAACACAAGGGAUUCCUGAACCUCAGAAAGAUCCAACACAGGGGAUUCCUGAACAUCAGAAAGAUCCAACACAGGGGAUUCCUGAACCUCAGAAAGAUCCAACACAGGGGAUUCCUGAACCUCAGAAAGAUCCAACACAGGGGAUUCCUGAACCUCAGAAAGAUCCAACACAGGGGAUUCCUGAACAUCAGAAAGAUUCAACACAGGGGAUACCUGCAUCUCAGAAAGAUCCAACACAGGGGAUUCCUGAACCUCAGAAACAUGCUGUAGUAGAUGAAUGUAGAUAUGGACAGAUUGAAAGUCAAAAUCUUUCAAAGGAUACCAAGGUCAGAAAAAAUGAACAUUUGUCACCAAAUAGGUCGCAGCUUGUGGAAAAUUUAUCAGAAAAUACAGAUGAAAGUGUUCCAAUAAUUGAUAGAAAUAUUUAUGUUGAGAAUACACAAGAAAAUGUUGAUGGAAUGCAGCUUGAAAAUGAGAUAGAAACAAUGGAAGUCCAGGUUAUACCAGAAAGUGUUGAUGAUAUUAUAAUGGAUGCUAAACUUGAACCUGAACCUGCUGAAAUGUUACCACCAAGUCAAAAUCAAAGUUCACAAAAUAAUGGAAUGCACAGUGAAGAUCAGAAACUGAAUUAUGAAAAAGUAUUAACAAAGCAAAAGCAGAAAAAAAAUAUGUACCAAAGUCUCAAUGUUACAGAAAAUAAUAAAUCACCAGAAAUUAGCAGUCAGUCAACUGUAUCAACUGUUAACGAAACUGUAGACUCUGAUGUUCCAGUGAGGAAAAGCAGGAGUAAAUUGAGAUCCAGGAAAGUAAAAAGUCAAUGUAGUGAUGCUUCUAACUGUCCUAUAGAAAUUCAAUCUGUUGUGGAGGAGACACCUGUUUCAAAUAAUUGCCAAUCACAAUUGAAAAAUGUGGAUACUCUUAGUGACACAACAUCACAACAAAGUGUUUCUAUACUUCUUCCUCUAGGAAAGGGGGAUAACUUCAAUCCUACAGGAAGCUCUGAAAGUGGUGAAACUGUAGACCAAACAAACAUAAAAAGUCAUAUAAAAAAAACUGAGAAAAACUCAUAUUCAAAUGAAAUAGACAUUGAUAGCUGUAUUGAAAUGAUUCCAGCAACAGAAUCUGAUUCAAUGAUGAGUUUAUCUGACCAUACAAUCAAAUCAGGAAAACAUCAAUCACAAUCAAGUAGCUCAGCAAGUCAGAAAAGAAGGAUUUCCACCAGAAAUAGUGAAGUAAAAUCGAGGAAGAUGCAAGAAAUAUUUCCUGAUUCUGAUGUUGAAAUAAUAAGCCAACCACAUAUCCCUGCCCAUUUGAUGGGAACACCUAUAGUUUUAUCAGGCACACAGACCUGUAACGAAGAAGCUUUGGAAGGUAAAGUUAGCCUUGAGAGAAAGUCUGCAGAAAAGAAUUGCAGUAAUAAUGUUGAAAAAGUCCUUAUGACGGUGGAUUCAAGAGGAGACAGCAGUACUUGUGAAUUUGAACAUGUAGAUCAAAAUAAAAGUGAGGAAAAAGUCAAAGAAAAAGAAAUUCAACAAGGAUAUUUAAACCUAGAUACAGAUGAUACAUUACCUCCAACCCUUGUAUCACAGAAAUCUCUUAAUAUUAGAAAUUCUGCUGAAAAGAAGAGGAGAUCUGAAGAGAGACAAUUGGCAUAUCAAGAGACAAAAGAAGGCAGAACAGCUAAAAAUAAGUUGGAGACUACAGAAAGUUGUUCUCCUGAGGACAUUUUUAUGAUGGAUUCUGAGAUACAGAGCAACUAUUCUCCGUCCUUACCUCAGAAUCAAGAAGGACUUAUUUGUUUGGACUUAGAACCAUCAGAAGUGCUAACCUCAAACUUGAUUGUUGAACGAGCUAGUCAAAAAUCUCUUUGGAAAAAAAAUCAAGGUACCCAAGAAACAGAAAAUAUUAACAAAACUGGUCAGUUUGAAGAUAAAAUUGUUGUUAAACCAUUAGAAAACAUUGAUAAAAAGAAAAAUGACCUUUUAACACCACAACCUGAAUCUUUGCAGAUUAUAAGUUAUAUUGAUAAGGAAUCAAUUAAUCAAGGAAAUAAAUUGCAGAACCAUUUGUCAGUCCCAGAUAAACAUAUAUUAAGUCCUGAAAAAGUGAAAACUUGUAAAGGAAAAAGAACUGUAAGAGGACUUGCUAGAAAGAGGAAAAGAUUAAACCAACAGAAUAACACCUUCAGUGAGUCAGCCUCAGAAGAUUUAGAUAAACAAAAAGACCUGAAUGAAAGUAAUAAUGAAAUAAGUGAUAGAAUCAAAGAUCAAACUCUUACAUCAAAGAGAAUCUGCAGUUCACCAAAAAAGUUAGAAACUACCAGUCCUUAUAGAAAUGUAAUAAAGAGUCCUUUCAGUUCUCAUACAGACGAGAAGCAUACUGAAUUAACACCUACCAAAAAAGAAACAAUGACAGCACAAGAAAACAUUCCUAAAGCUCACAAGAUUUCUCCUACCUUUACAUUUUCUCCAAAAAAGCCUAAGAAAGCCAAAGCUGUGAAACUAAGUGUGGGAACACAAAGAUUAAGUCAAAAAACAGAGUUACAAGGUCAAAAUAUAGAGAAUGAUACCGAUGUCAUAGUACAUGUAAAACUAAACAAAUUUGAAAGAUUAUUGAGAGACAACAUUGCUGACACUGAAAUAUCAGAGGAGGAGGAGGAUGAAAUAAUUCGUCAGGAUAAAUUGAAUUUCUCUGAUGAUUUGACUUUAUUGGAAGAUGAUAUUGGUGACAAAAGUAAAACUCUUACAUUGGAUUUGAAAAACCAAGAAUACCUAUCUAGAAAAACUAAACCAUUUAAAGAUCAAGAAACUUCUAGUUUGGUGCUAGAGAUUGAUAAUAUCCCAGAUUCUUCAACUCCAUUAACAGGGAAAAAAAUCUCGAGUCAAGUGAAGCUAAACAGAUCCGGUCAAAAUUUAAAAAUGAAGAAAUAUGAGGAGAGGAAAAGUGUACCAGAUAGUGAUCAUGUUGAGUAUGAUGUAGAUAUAGAAGCCAGUUCACCAUUACCAGAUAUCAUUGGAAAGGACCAGUACAAUGAUAACCAUCAAGAUUUUUCAAGUGACUCUGAAGAUGCAGUGCUGAUAAAAUCUUAUCGUACAGUGCAUGUUUUUGAUGGGGAAUCUAAACAAUCAAAGCCUUUCAGUGAUAUUGAAGUGAAGGACAGACUGGACCUAGAUGAUGUCCUGGAAGUUGACACAGUUGAACCUCCUGAUGAAGAUCAGAUGUCUGAUGAUGAUGAUGUUAAAGUUGUUAGAGUUAAGAAGAAAAGAAGAAGAAUAGUUGAGGAUGAUAGUGACUCAUCUAAUGCUUCAGAAGAUAGUGUCACAAGUCGUCAUCUCAAUAACACCUCCUCUUCAGCAUUCUCAAGUCAAAGUGAACCUAUCAAUUCACAGCAAAGAAACAAAUUGGAGAGUGAUUUAGAAAGAAUGCGGAGAGAAAUGCAAGAAAUAGAAACCCAGCUGGCUGCUGAUAAUGCUACUAACAGCACAAGAAUAGAGAGAGAAGAUGCAAGCACAGAGAAAACAAAUAAGUUGAAUUUCAGUGAUAUUGGUGAGCCAAAUGAACGACCAGAUUCUCGGAACAGUGAUGUAAUUCAGGAAUACCAAUCAGAUGAGGAACUAUUCCUUAGUCCCCACCCACCAUCUCCCCCUCCUUUGUCACCCCAACAAAUUGAAAUUAUAGAGGAAACUGACUUUACAACAGAAUUUCGGAAACAUGGCCUUGAACUCUUACCUGUAGAAUCAAGCCAUGAAAAAAAGAAAAGAUCUAAGGUAGAAAUAGAAGGUAUAGAAGACAAAGAGCUAACAUCACCAAGACGAAGUACCAGAUCAGAUAUUGACCAGAAGCAUUUAUCUGUAAUAGACCAAGUGAAUAAUGAGAAUAUACCUUCUCAAAUUAAGUCAUCACCAUGGAAAAAUCAGUUAGCACAAAUUUCAACAGAUAAUAUUACAUCAAAGCCAUCUAAACUGUUAUAUUCUCCCUUAGAUCAGAGAUCUCCUCAACUAUCACCUGCUAUGGAGAGAAAAAGGCAGAAGAUUUUGUCUCCAUUGGUUACAAAUACUGUUGAAACAAAAAGGCUGAAGAGAUGCUUUGUUUCAACUGGAUUAGUUUUACCUCAGAUGAAAGAACUACAAAAGCUAGCAGUUUUAAAUCAGUGUCAGUUUUGUACAAAGUUUAGUAAAGAUGUUACACAUGUCAUAGUUAAGACUGAACCCAUUGGCAGUCGUGUAUGUGACAGAACAUUAAAGUUUUUUAAGGGGAUAUCUCAAGGUUGUUGGAUUUUAGAUUAUGAAUGGGUUGUUCAUUCAAGAGCUGCUGGUAAUCUAUUGCCAGAGGCUGAUUAUGAAAUCAAAGGGGAUACUGUGACAGAUGACUUUCACUUUGGCCCAAUGAAAUCAAGACAGAGUACAUCUGGUCCAUUGUUUGAUAACAUGCAGUUCUUGGUUGUAGGAGAUAGUAAAGGUUUACAAAAAGAUGAUUUGAAGAGUUUAUUAAUAUCAUGUGGAGGCCAGGUUAAGUGUAACAUAGAAGAUAUAACAGAUCAGCAACACUCUGUUGUGAUCACAUGUUCAGAUUAUGAUAAUGAUUCUGACGAUGAAGAUAGUCCUUCUCCAGAUGAACUCAAACUUUUUAAAGAGUUUUAUGUUCACCAUGGCUUACUGUCUAUUUCGAGAGAGUGGGCCUUGGAUAGUCUUACAGUGUAUAACCUGCAGCCAGUAACUGACUAUAUAUUGACUCCUGGUAAAAUUAGUAAAAAUGCUAUACCAAACUUUGUUAGAGGAUAACUUCCAUGAUUGGUGUAAUACAAUGUUGUAGUAGUUUGUAUCUGAUAAUUAUAUACUAUCUUUGUAAAAUUAAAAUAUAUAAUUGAACAAAAGAAAGUCUGAAGUUAUUUUAAAUGUUAAACCUAUGAUAUGGAGUAAUCAAUUGAUGUUAUGCUUUAUCUGCAUCCAUAGACUGCCAUGUUAUAUACUUACCUAUAAUGGACAAUAUUUUUAAAGUGCUAUAGGAUAACAUAUGAGGUGAAAUUUAUUAUUUUUAUGGACAGAUUUACAAUAUCAAAUGUGAUAGUAGGCACAUGUUUAUUAAAUAUACAAUCACACUGCAUGACUAUAUGAGAAGAUCUCAAAACCAUAGAAGUAUUCUAUUGACAGGAACUACACCUAUUUAUUAUCACUUUCUAAAAACCUGGGGAUCUCUGAAGAAAAUAAACAGAAAUAUUCUAAUUGGUAUGUCAUUGUAAAAAGUCUUUUGUGACCAACUGCCCAGUGACGCUUCUUAUCAGUCACAUAGUUUUUUACGAGUUAGGAUGAUACCAAUGCCUGUCAGAAAACACCUAUAUGUAUUUCAAGUGUAUCCAUGCACAUAUAGUCUUUAACAAAUUAUCAAAGCAAAUCAAUUGUGCAAAAAACUUGGAAAGCAGACCAGAUUAUAAAUAUGUGACAAGAUUUUUAAUACUGCGCCGCUUUAAAGUUGACGGUAUAUAGUGAUAGUGUAGUUGUUCUGUCUGUUCGUUUAUUUGUCCUUCUGGCCAUUCUAAAGGCAUCUUUUGAAUUCACAACUGCUCCUGAACAGCUUAACAUGAUUUUUUUUUUAACUUUCACAGAAACUUACUCACAUGAUGUUUAUGUACUUUUGCAUCUUCUAUUCAUUUCUUCUUCUUAAUAACUUCUUCCUAUCUUUACACAAAGUACAUAGUGUAACCUCUACACCAUAUUAAACCAGAAUCAUGAUUUAAUAGAACUUUCUCAGAAAGGUAACUAUAUAAUGCCAAUUAUUUUUAGGGUUUCCCUUACCAUAGCAUGGACUUUGUCAUUGCCUUAUUUGGGGUACUUAUUUUGUUUCCACAAGUACUAAGAUCCUUAUUACAAUUUAUUUUGCUUCAAGAUGUCUCAUACAAAGAUGUUAAUUUGGGUAAAAUAUCUUUCCAGGUAAAGAUUUGGCUCAUGAAUAAUUUUACUAAAAACUGUUUGAAAGGUGGCUUUUAAUAGCACGUCCAAAUUUUGACGGGACGUAUUAUGGUACACAAAUGUCGUCUGUCCGUCUGUCUGUCCGGCGUAAACAUGUCGCACCGUAACUUGAGAAUGACUUAUCCAAAUUUCAUGAAACUUAACAUAGUUGUUUCUUAUGAUGGUCAAACGAUCUGUAUACUUUUUGGUGAAAAUAAGAUUAAAACUUUUUGAGUUACGGGACUUAGUAACUAAAACAGGUGUGUGUUUUUUUUUCACAUGUCACGCCAUAUCUCAAAAACAAUUUAUGAUUGUUGCUUAAAACUUUACACAGUUCUUAGUUAUAUUAAUCUUAAGAUCUGUAUACUUUUUGGUGAUGAUUCAAAAUUUCAUUUUUGAGUUAUUGAGUAUUUUGUAAAAAAAGGGGGAGGGGU
This is a messenger RNA of Mytilus californianus (California mussel), 9133 nucleotides long. RefSeq names its product breast cancer type 1 susceptibility protein homolog. The transcript has 17 exons. The record is from RefSeq and is a predicted model, not a curated record. Lineage: Eukaryota; Metazoa; Mollusca; Bivalvia; Mytilida; Mytilidae. Gene Ontology annotation, cellular component: BRCA1-A complex; BRCA1-BARD1 complex; plasma membrane. Gene Ontology annotation, molecular function: ubiquitin-protein transferase activity. Bases 153 to 7535 code for a protein of 2460 amino acids. Gene Ontology annotation, biological process: double-strand break repair via homologous recombination; positive regulation of transcription by RNA polymerase II; negative regulation of fatty acid biosynthetic process.